UCCCUUCCAUUCGGAACUUAAACUAUAAUAUAACCGUACUUAUAAAUACUGCUGGCGUAAUAUAAGAGCGAGGAUUAGGCGAAGACUGAAAAAGGAGGGUGUAGCGCCGUGCGAAAUUGGCAAUAGUGUCCGUAUGAUGGCGGAUGGUAGCGCACAGUGCCAGUGAGGGAGAGUGCUUAAUGUUACUUGUCUGUCUCUGUGUUCAUUAUCAACCUAAACGGUCGUUGCGUGUUCUUUUGUACAUCUUAAGUGAACUCUCGGCCUUACCGAAGGGUCUCCAGCGUCUCUGCAGCGACCGCAAGUCACUGCAGGGGAAAGCUUAGGUGGAGAGCAGAAUGACACCAGGGAGACAGCAGAAGGCCUAAGGGAUUCUCCAGGAUGCCUCCUACCAGGGGAGGCCGUGACAUCCACUUCUGCCGACAUGUUGCUACCGCCCAUUGCCCUCAGGCGACCCUCUCUUUCACACUCUCUGUGUCCGAGGAUGUAGGUGUGUGAUUGCGUGCGACCUCGUGUGUCCCCAUAGCAUUUAAGUGUGCCCCCUCCUGCAGAAACUGAAGGGAAGCAGAAAAGACUGGUUCAGCCGAGGGAACCGACAACAAAGUUGCCUUCAGCCAACAGUGAAGAAGUUAUUUAUCAGACCUUUGGAAGAUAAGUCAGAAUCGCUCGUGGAGCCUAAAGGCAGAAUUUGAAAUUGUGCAGAAAAAAGAAAAAAAGGACCCACGUCAGAAUUUCGCUACCACUCCUCGCUCUGUGUUGGAAGCCUGAAAAGUGACGCCCGGCAGUUGUUAUCAGUUGCCGGAGAGAGAAACCAGACGAGUCAAUCGAAACUUCGGAAAGGGUUGUGAUCAUUUGGAGAGGUGUGCGAUCAGAAGGCAGUCAGUCGUUUUCCAUACUGAGAAUCUCCUGUGUUAUUUUCGUUCGUUGUGAACUUCUCGUGUGUCGUGGCCUUUCCUCUUCCGAGCAGUCAGAACUUGCUUUGGGCCACGUGCAUGGUGUACCCCCAGCAGCACGUGGCCAAGUGGCGUUGGGGGAAGUGAUAUAGUGUUAUCGUAGCCGCUCUAGCUAGCUAGUCAGUGUUGUGUGUGUGUGUGUGUAUGCGUGCGUGCAUCCGUUUUAUACAUUCUAGCCGGAGAUAGAAAGCGGCGAGAGAGAGAGAGAGAGAGGGGGAGAGAAAGAGAGUGAGUCCUUGUUUUUUGCCUUAUCCGAAGUCUUAAGAGUCGACCAGUGGAGACAACUCGAACUACUUCGCCGCCUCCUGCUGCGUGCCUUGUCAUGGCCAGGUGGCACUGAGCGCAGCCAUGGGUAUGGGUACGGGGCCCGGCGACGAUCGCAUCAUCAUCAUCAUCUUCCAUCACACGUCGUAAGAUCUGAGAAUGAGUUCAGCCGUCCUCUGAGAGCCUGCCUGGGCUGCUGGCCUCCCCUUGUGUGGGCCUGAGAGGGCGUGGUGAGGGUUGGUAUGGCUCGACGAGGUGGUGACGCGGCCAGGCAGGUGGUGGUGUCUGUAGUGGGCGUCUCUGGCGGGGAAAGAGAGAAGGGCGUCACUGGUCUUGGGAAAUCCUGUCUCUGUAACCGAUUCACCAGACAACAGGCGGAUCAGUAUUACAUGGACCACAUCUCCGUCCUCUCGCAGACUGACUUCAGUGGCCGUGUGGUAAACAACGACCACUUCCUCUACUGGGGAGAGGCCAUCCGCUAUUCGGACGAUGGCGUCGACUUCUGCUUUCAGGUCAUUGAACAGACCGAGUUCAUCGACGAUGCGUCUUUCAUGCCUUUUAAAGCCGGGAAGAUGGAUCCGUACAUCAAGCGGUGUUGUGCUACCAAGAUCCAGUCUGCAGAAAAACUGAUGUACAUAUGCAAAAACCAGCUAGGUAUUGAAAAAGAGUAUGAGCAGCGAGUUUUACCGGAUGGAAAGCUGAAUGUAGAUGGGUUUUUGUGUGUAUUUGAUGUCUCGCAAGUUCCAAAUCGGUCGCUAGAACGUCAGGUGGACAUUACUGCGUCGAUUCUUAACAACUGUCUCAAGACGAAGCGACCAGUUGUGCUUGUUACAACAAAAAAUGAUGAAGCAAAUGAGGUGUAUGUCAAGGAAGCUGAAAAGUUAGCGAGCAGAAAGGAGUUUAAAGGCAACAUUCCCCUGGUCGAAACUUCAUCUCAUGAAAAUGUGAAUGUAGAUAGUGCUUUUAUGACUCUGGCCCAUUUAGUUGAUCGUAAUCGUGGUCGAAUACGAAUUGUCCCAUUCUAUGAGGCAGCGAGACAUAGAAAAGAAAUCCUUGAUUUAGCAACAGAUGCCUUUUUAAGAUUAGUGCGCACUCAAGUUUUGGAUUAUCGGUCUGUAUGGGCCUCAACUAGUAAGAAACUUGCUCAAAAUGCAGAAUUUGUAAAUUACGUAGACCUUUUUGGGAUUGAUCAAGCUGCCAAACAGUUCCGACGACAUGUCAAGAAACUUAAAGACGAGUACCUCCAAAGGAAAGUUGAAGCAUACAUGGACAUGCUGCCUUCUAUCCUUCGGGAUUUCUUCCCUGAUAUACCAAGUUUGGAAGACGGGGAUUGGUUAAGUAUUCAGCAGAGAAUUUGUGACCAUCCCGACUUUGAUCGUUAUUUCAUACGAUGUAAUGAAGACAUCCCUUGGUCAGAAAACACAGAUCUCCUCGACUCUGCUGACACACGCAUUCCUUUUGAUGUCUUAGACUCAAAUGAAGCAGAAACAGUUUUUAAGAAUCAUGUUAAUGCUCUCCAAGCUGAGCUAGAGAUGAGAGAGAUGCGAGACAGAUUCAAAAUCCUACUAGCAGAAACGGGUUACGUGACUCCAGGAAAGAGAUUAGAUGAAGUAAGGGUUCUUUUCAUGGGUAGAGAGAGUUUUGACUCCCUCUCAGAGAAUGAUCGACAGUAUAUUUAUGACCAGCACCAAAAGGACAUCACAGAAAAAGCAAGACAAAAUUUCCAUGAGUUGUUAUUAGAACAGGCUGAGCUGUUUUACCAUGUGAAAAGUAUUGCACCAACUGGUACUAUAACACAAGACGAUAUUAGAGAAAUCACUCAGACACUACAAGAAGAUAGCAGGUAUAAAGUUUUGGAUAGGUUAGAAAGUGAAAGAACAUUGCUGCUUCUUCAGCAUCUUGGUUUCGUACAUUGUCCCAAGAAGGAACAUUGCCCAUCUUAUCCUAAUUGUAUGGAUUGCCUCAUCGAAAAGAUAAUUGCUAACAAAGCAGCUAAUUCAAGUAACAGUCGCCCAGGAUCAGGUACAUGGAGUGGUAAGAAUUUAGAUUAUGGUGGACGCACAGAUCCUCAGGUCAACUUGGUCUUAUUAGGAAACCAAGGAUUGGCGGACGAUCUUCAAAAUGUUGUCAGGUCUGUAUGUGAAGAUGAUGAAUUUGAAUUAGAAAAUCAAAUCUUCACAUUAGAUUACCGCAGCAUAGAUGGAGACGUAUCGUUACCGCAGAAUUCUUUUAAGACUCCAGACUUUGUUCCUCAUGGUGUUAUUUGUGCAUAUAGUAAUGAAGCAUCGUUAGAGUAUGUUAGAGAAUCUUUAGAAAAAUCCUUACUAACCCAAUUAGAAAGAGAGGAAUCCACCCCAACGCCUCCAAUCACCGUCCUAUUUGCCCCUGACCCUGAUUUAGACCAUAAUGCUGCACAACAGUUACAUGAUGAAGGGGCAAAUCUGGCUGAGAGUCCCCCUGGCAGCUUGCAGUGCACCUUCGUGGAUGUCGGGCCAAGUGUGGGUGGUGGCGAAGGCCGUAGAUUUGAUGCUAAUCUUGUGACAAAGGCUUUGAGGUCACUCAUCACAAGCAUUCAGCAUCGAAACCUGUCUCUUAACAUCUAUAAUUCGUCAGUACCGCCCAGAGACUCUCAGCCAGAUAUAAGAAUAAUCAUGUGUAUGUUAUGUGGAGAUCCGUAUUCAGUGGAAAAUGUACUUAGUCCUUUACUUAGUCACCAGUUGUGUAUGGUGACAGGAGAACAAUCCAUCUCCUUACAAACAUUCCUAGAUGACUGCAAACGUCGUGUGGAGGUUAUCGUAUCAUCUUACCAUGGUGCCAAUGCCUUUCGAGAAGACUUGGUGCAUGGGUUCAUAUUGGUGUACUCCACAAAGCGCAAGGCUUCCUUGGCCACACUCAGGGCUUUUUCUGCUAACAUUCCCAAUCUUCCUAUACAGAUUUUGGCAGUAACUGAAACUAGUAGUGCUUCUGCAUUUUUUGGUUCUGACAUCUCUCAGCAACUCAUAACUGAGGGUAAUGCCAUUGCAGACAGACUACAAGCGCAUUUCAUGACCUCCACUGCCACCUGCCAGCAAAAAUCUGCAUUUUAUACCCCCUUCUUCAAAGAGGUGUGGGACAAGAAGCCUGAAAUAGAGCAGGCAUUCAACAUGGAAGAUCCAUCAGGGUUGGAUGAUUCUGGAGAGGGGACUUUGGAACGCCCACCUCAUUACCACCGAAGCAUAACACUACCAACUCCAAGACGAAGCCUUCCCCCAAGAUCCCAGUCAGCAGAAGGAAGCAGUUCAGAAAUAUAUGAAACGGUGCCAACAGAUGGUUCUUUAGGUGAUGACCUAGAUGAGCCACUCUCACCUGUCUUCCCAGAUGAUCAGCAGCUAACUCCUUCUGAUGACUCGGACAUAUAUUCACACAUAGAUGAAGAAGAGCAAUUAGUGAAGCCUUCUCAGCUGAAGAAGCAGCACAGAUUUCAGCAAGAAUUAUUUCGUCAAUCUUAUCCAAGCACAGAGUCUCUGCCCACAACUGUGUCUUCCCGCUCCAAGGUUUCCACUCAGCCCUCAGACCUAGAGCCUACUUACCCUCCCCUGCCACCAUACCCUCCUCCUCCCCCCUCCACUUCACCACCCCCAUACAGUUUUGUAGCUCGCGAUCAUUCCUUUGAUGUUGGGAGUGGGGUACCAACCUACCACUCACGGGAUGGAGGAGCCUCCUCUCCUUCCCAGCGUGAUCGUCCUCCCCCUCCCCCUUACUCAUUUGCCCCUCGCACCUUGCCCCAUGACAUGAAUAAACCCCAGCCUGCCCCCAGACAUCAGUUCUUUAAGGCAGAGAGUUUGACGCUUGACCACGGGGGCUCAGACCAAGACUACCUCGUGAUGCCAGAGAGCGUGGACAGGGGUGGUCUACAAGUGUAUCCCCCUCCCACGACCCCCCCUGAGCCGGCUCCCCCUGACCGCGAGUGUGUUGAGGGGCCCCCACGCCGCUUGGUGAAGGCCACCACACUCCCCACACCCACUCUGCACUCAGCAACAUCUCGCACCUCCCUCGAUGACCUCACAUCAGACCUGAGUGGAUCACGCGACUCUCUCACCACACGUGACUCAGGUUGGGUAGAUGAUAGCAUAUGUCCACGACGUUCUGAUGAUUACUGGGGUGAAGGAUAUGUCUCACAAGCCUUUACGACUGGCCGUCGACCUAAACAUCCCCUGCCCCCUUCAAAACCUAGGCAGAAAACAAGUCAGACUUUGAAGACGUUCCAGACGCUGAGUGAGGCAGUGUAUCAGGUCACGAAUAAGCAACCUGGCAAACUAAACCUUAAGGCCUAUAGCAACGUGACAGAUGCAAUUGGCAAAAUAAACAUCAAAGAUGGUGGCCUGUUAACUUCUAAACUAACCAAAGGGGGAUCAAUGCACGCACCCCUUGCCACCCCUGAGAACAUGGACCUUGGCCCAGAUUAUGCUGCUCAGGUGAAAGAUGCUGUUCCGGGGCUAUAUGGGAGCUUUGAAGCAGGAGACUACUCAUACUCUCGUGUCCAAGAUAUACCUCCUACAGCUAGCACCAAGGCUCGCCGACAGCGAAGGGAAAAGGGGCGACAAGCGUACUCCGACUCAGACUCCGAAUGGAGUUCCCUUGAGCGACGUCGUAGUACUGAUUCCUACAAAGUCAACCGCAAAGCUGUGCCCAAGAGGAUGAAAAAGAAGCGCCUCCCGAUACCCGUAGCUGCCCCCCGUGUGCCCCCCCUACCCUCCUUCUAUGUUGCUGAGGGAGGACCUGGUACUCGGUAUUCGGAUGAGAGGCUUUUACUCGACCCCAGUGAAAAAGUUGCCCCAGGCAGCAAACACGAGGGUGACCACAUGUAUCGAGUAAUACCUGAAGAUGACUCAAGUCUUGAAGUAUCAUCACCUCGUGACCAGCAGUCACCAAUUCUUAUACCUGGUGCACCUACCCGGAAAGACACAGAUAAAACUGCUCGUAGAAAGCAAGAAAAGCAGAGGUCUCGAGAGGAAGCGCGUCAACGUGAAGAAGAAAGGAAAAGAGCAAAAGAUGAAGAAAAGUUGAAAAAAGCAGCUGAGAAGGAAAAGGAAAGAGAGAAAAAGAAGGCAGCUAAGGGUUCCCAAAAGGGUUCCCAAAAGGGCCCACCUGCCCCCACUCUAGAUGAUUUUGUCCAGGGUCCAGAACAACCUGUACCACUGUUCCUGGAAAAAUGCGUGGUAUUUAUUGAAAUGGAAGGCCUUGAUUCUGAGGGUAUAUAUAGAGUUCCUGGCAAUAAGGUGCAUGUAGAGCAGCUUACUACUAAAUUUAAGGAGGAUAAUACUGUAAACUUUGCAGAGCUAGAUAUUCCAGUAAAUGCUGCAGCUACAGCUCUUAAAGAUUACUUGAAACAGUUACCUCCGCUCUUGCCGCAAAACCAGUUACUAGACCUAACAACCAUAGCCAGCAUUGGAGAUAGAAGUUUAAGGCUGCUGAGAUUAAAAGAAAUGCUAACUGGCCUUCCGCGUGUCAAUUUUGAAGUUUUAAAAUUUAUCUUUCAGCAUUUUGUAAGGGUUGCAGAAAACUGCAAGUUAAAUUCAAUGGACAGCAAGAAUCUGGCCAUUUGCUGGUGGCCUACACUACUUCAUACGUUACAGUUCUCUGAUAUUAGUGAAUUUGAAUCGCAACGUCCUCACAUCGAAGACAUUAUACAGACUAUGAUAGAUCAGUUUCCCUUCCUGUUCCAAGGAAAAGAGGAUUAUGUCAUGGUCUGAUAUUAAGCAGUGUUUUCCUGGUAAACAUAACUCAGUUUGUUUAUGCUUAGCUGUGUUUUGUUAGCUCAGGUCAGAAUGCAACUUUUAAUAAACAAAGGAGCUUAUGUUUAACAUGAAAACUUGAGCCCUUCCUUUCCCCAACAGUAUCACCCAGAGCUGCAUAACCAACCAUUCCUGUGAGCUAGGAAUGAGCAGGUUGUUUUCGUCUGCCUGUAAAAGCCAACAUCUGGAUGCCAAUGUUAAUUGUUCCUGUUAAUAACAGUGAAAGAACUUCUGGCUACAACUGAGGAUACUAUUCUUGAGAAAUAUCAAGAAGUGCUUUAAGGUUGUGGCUUUCAAGUAGUGUAAUUGGUGCCCUCAAGUGUACUGGUGUGUGCUGUUUACAAUUAAAUGAACCUCUACCAAAGAAAUUAACUCACCAAAUAGUGAUGGUAUGGGCUAAGGGUCAAUUUGUUGUAUCAGCAAUAUUGACACCUUUAUAGUUUAUAACUUUCAAUCAAUUUUUAUUAGCCAUUUUUUACUGUCAUACUGGCAUAAGCUAUUGGUACUAAUUUUGUGAUUUAACGGCUGAUUACAGUACAUUAGUUGAUGAAACGUGAAGCAGUAUUCUAGCAGACAGUUUUGAAAUUAAAAGUAGUCAACAGAAAUGGUUUGAUAUUUUAACUUGCAGAAUUGCAGUUACAUUCGGUAAAGAAGCAAGUUUGAAAUAGUGUUUGAAAUGUCUGUCUAUCUACAGGGAUCUGAAAGUAUUGUCCAGACGUAAGUUUCCUUUCCUUGCUUGAUUAACUUAUAAAACUGGUUGUUAUUUAGGCUCUUAUGAAUUUAAAAAUUUAUUCCAAAUAGGUUAUUUUUUAUUUCCAUUUACUAUUGCUUUUGGAGCAAAAAUACCCUGCCAAAAGUCUAUUUUGCUUAACUGGGACAAAAUUCCAAGUAUUGUACCUGGUUAGUUUCAAACAUUCCCACUCGUGUAAUGAGUCCCAUGUGCCAUAAAUUCAUACGACAGUACUUUAAAGGCAGGUGUUUCUUUUUUUUCUUUUUUAAUCCACAGUCCACGGGCUUCAAUGUCCUUUAGAACCACUAAUAAUCUUCCCUUCUAUCAUCUUCAUCUUUUGUCAUUGGGGACUCCUUUAUAGUUCUUCAUCUGUAUCCAAGGUGUUAUAAAAAGUCCAGGUGUAGUAAAGAAAUGUAGUUUAUUCAGAUAAUGAAAAGCAGAUAACUUUUCUGUAAAAGCUUUUAAAAUGUUUUAAUAGAUGUUUCAGUGAGAGACCACCAAGAAGUUGGAUGGCAGUACCAGUCAUUCUUGUUAAAUCAUUAAUCCGCUGUGACAGGAACUCGCAACAUAUCACAUAGGGAAUUUGGCCGUGUGAAGCAUUCCAUUAUGCGCCAGUUACUGCUUCUCACUUACAUCCAUCAUUAGAAAGUCAUAUAUCCUGCCAUAUUAUAGCAGCAAUUUUGAGGUAAAUUAUUUUAUGACCUCAACUUGCAAGACAUCGAGUUUUCGGUGUAGUAUUUUAUUGUAACAGAAUCAGUAUUUUGAUUCUCUAGUUAACUGGCUGGUCAUUUUAAAUACAAUAAAAAUUUUUGAAAUUGAAUUUUUUAUAUAUCUGUUGUCUUAGAUUUUAAGUCCUAAGCAUUAGCUAUAGGUUUGUUUACAUAGUUUUUAUUUCUUGACUAUAUAUUGAUAACUGACCAAAUAAAAGUUGACAAAAAUGACUACAUGAAGUAUGAAUGGUAGUGCCAUAGUAGACAGAUGGCAAGGAGAGCAACAGUGCCAGUGCCACUGUCAAACAUUGUCUCAUAACCUAGUUGCUCCCUGUAUUUCAUUCGAUUUAUUUGCCUUGUUUAGUGUAAGCCAUGUGGCUACCAAGUGGUACUAUGUGUAAAUUUAGAGCUAUUGUGUGUCAUCAAGCUUCGAGUGGGUUUAGGAGCAAGCCAGGAUAUUUUAUUUAAAGAAAUGAAAUAUUAACAGCUAAUGUAUUGGACUAAGAACUCCCUUCAAGGCAGACUUGGUAGCAAAUGUGAGUGAAUAUUCUGCAUAAUAUUAAUUGCCUUGUACAUUAUUUUGAAUGAAUGGGUACUUUUUCUUAGACAAAAUUAAUUUCCCCAUUAACAAUUUCAUUGAUAAAUAUAUUUGUAAAUGUAUACACUUGAGUUAUGUGUUUUUCAUUGUCUGUGAUUUAUAGUAACAUACUUGAGUUUAUACAGUUUUAUAUUACUAAAAAGCUUCAUGCUAGUCAAUAAACCUUACCCACUCGAUAGCAUCUUGUAAAUUAGUGUAUUGCACUAAAGUUAAGAUUUUAUUGUAUAAAGUCACAGACUUGUACAGCAUAUGAGGAGUGAGAGAAUCCAUGUACAGCGGACAUGAAAAACGUUAAUUGUAUACUAGGUAAAUGCAAGCAGUAUUUGAACUAGUAUACUAAAAAUGAAUAAAAGGAAUUUACAGUUU
Molecule: messenger RNA, 9392 nt
Organism: Macrobrachium nipponense
Lineage: Eukaryota; Metazoa; Arthropoda; Malacostraca; Decapoda; Palaemonidae
Gene: RhoGAPp190
Product: rho GTPase-activating protein 190-like
Exons: 34
Coding region: 1457-6946 (1829 amino acids)
Biological process (GO): regulation of axonogenesis; Rho protein signal transduction; regulation of cell size
Cellular component (GO): cytosol
Molecular function (GO): GTPase activity; GTPase activator activity; GTP binding
Source: RefSeq, a predicted model, not a curated record